ACGGCCUUCUUCAACUUCCAAUCCCUCCUCCUAGUCAUCCUGCUCACAAUCUGCACCUCGACAUACGCGCACUACGUCUCGCCCGGUAUCAUGGACCGGAACAAGGACGGCGCCCUAGGCAUAUUCUGGAAAUGCGCACGCAUAGGCGAGCGCCUGAGUCCGUACGUCAGUAUAUGCUGUGUUGUCAUGGCGGUAUGCAGUCCUCCACAAGUCCAACCCAGACGUGACAUUAUCUCUAAUGACAAAGCCACCCAUCAGGCAUCCAUCUUCCUCGGCCAAUAA
Molecule: messenger RNA, 282 nt
Organism: Pseudovirgaria hyperparasitica
Lineage: Eukaryota; Fungi; Ascomycota; Dothideomycetes; Acrospermales; Acrospermaceae
Product: DUF1242-domain-containing protein
Exons: 2
Biological process (GO): protein secretion; intracellular transport
Source: RefSeq, a predicted model, not a curated record